Fonsecaea nubica is the source of this 1710-nucleotide messenger RNA. RefSeq lists its product as hypothetical. Lineage: Eukaryota; Fungi; Ascomycota; Eurotiomycetes; Chaetothyriales; Herpotrichiellaceae. The coding region runs from base 1 to 1710 and encodes 569 amino acids. The transcript has 2 exons. The record is from RefSeq and is a predicted model, not a curated record.
AUGGACAACGUUCCGGAUCCUGAGGUAGCACUCGCCCCAACUGUGAUCAUGGCCCGGAACAAGGAUGGGCCACGGUUAAACGUGAGACUGUAUGCCGCCAUCCACGGAACGCUCAAUCCUUCAGAUAAAGUGCCGUGCUCUCUCCUCGUGUUCAAAUUCAACAUGUCUGUCAUGAGUGGGAAAAGCCGACUCAAAGCAGUCGAUAUCAGGAUAUUAUUUGACAGUGUUGGAGUCGAGGAGCGAGGCCCGGGGGUCAUGACCCUCGCGCCUCAAGGCACCCUGACCCUCCCCAGUCUGUCCCCCGACACCGGUGGCUUCAGACUGGAGAGAUCGCUCACGCAGGACAUGCGGAGGGGAAUGCGACUCCAGGGCGCAGCUCGAUUUGUAAAAGUGGACUGGGGUCUUCCAGAUUCGGUGUCUUGGAAGCUUUCCGAAGACAGCCAGUUGCAGCAUGGUGUUUCUGGAUCCUUCACCGGUGCUGUUCUGCUCAGGCGACAAAACGACCAGCAGUUUACUGCCAGAAUAGAAGUGAAGGCCGUGACGACAAGACCGCUCAUGUCAUUUGCCCGCCUCUCCCAAGGCACAAUGGAAUUUGAUCCUACCCGUUCCCUCAUGCCAGAGCAAGGAUUUAAUGACUGGGCAGACCACCUGGGAGACGUGGAUCUCAAUGCUCUCGCAUCCCUUAGGACCGACGAGGGUCCGAGUCUGAUUCCUGCGAUACCCCAGCCGCCACCGCCAGAGGAGCCUCCAAGACCUCCUACCCCAGUCCCUGACUCGCCGCCGGCUGUGGAACCCGUGCCAGUCGAGCCACCUCCCCAAGUCGAAAGUCCUGUUGCAAAUAAAGCCUCCGACUUAAGUGUGGAAGAGCAAGAGUUUGAUGCAGCAUAUGGGCUUGAAUGGCAAGGAAUUCCCAAGAGUGACAAGAAUCGAAUAUUUGCCAGCUUCGCCAGCGGAGGAUUCGGUGCAGUGGAGAACAGCAUGCGAUUCCGGCGUUUCAGACCGCUUCAUCUCUUGAGCCUCUUCACGUACCAACAGAGACUUGUGGAUCUCGAGCAGGGUGUUCGAGACCACAGGGUCCUUUCAGACGACGACCAUAACGCCCUGGCGAAGCUGUUGAGAGAAUACGCCGAGGCGCUCCGAAUGUUCAAGGAGCUCGAAGGGUGGGCGAGUCCGUCCGCAACAGAUGCCGAAUAUACCGCCAAGGUGUUUCAAGCCAUGCUGGCGGAUGACCGUUACCAGUUCAAGAAUGCGCAAGAGAUGGUCGACCUUAAUCUCACAACCAGCGUUGAUUCCGUCCGGAACGCCGUCGCAACAGGUCUCAUGUCGUUUCAUCGUAUCCACGAAGGAGGGCUUUCUGCCUGGCUUUGGCGUUGGCGUAGGUUCUGGCAACGGCGCCCUCAGGAGGACCCGGUUUCGUUCUCGCGGCUCGUUCCCCCGGAAGUCAGGCCCCGCGAAAUCGCGAAUGCGGCCGACAGUCUGGCCCGAUUCAUCGUUGCAGGGGCCGGGGUGGUAUUCCUGGUGGCGCCGUUGUACAACUUGGUCUACGUAUCAGCCUUGAAGUACCAACUCAUGUCCGUCGUGCUCUGGUUGUUCGUAUUCGCUAUAAGCUUGGCUGCAUCGAGUAGCGUGUCCAACCAGGAGCUUCUGGCUGCAAUCGCAGGGUAUGCUGCAGUCCUCGUUGUCUUCGUGGGCCAAGGUCCAAGUGCUUAG